AAAGCAACUUCUUCGAUUGACCAAUUGGCCACUUGGACAUGAAAUACGCGCGGAUUUGUGGCAAGAAAUCUGCAGAUGUGGAAAUCCGAACUUCAAUGCGCAUAAAGGCAGCUAUGAUCCGGACGAAUAUUCGUGGAAAGGGCUUGAUGGACAGUUCAUGCCAAAAGUUCCGUUUGCACAAGGUCCGGAUGUGCUCGAGAACAAUUAUGAGUUAAACGCGGAUGGAGUGGCCGCUUUGCAUCGUCUCAUUCGUGCUUUAGGCAAAAACUGUCCAACUUUAAUUUAUGCACCGUUUUUGCCAUCGAUUCUGGCACUGUUCCUGCAUUAUAUGAGUGAGGAAGAGACAUACGCCUGUGGACGCUGGAUUGUUAAAAAUCUCUCAACUUACAUGCCUCAUACGCCAGUGGCACUCAAAGCU
Gongylonema pulchrum is the source of this 418-nucleotide messenger RNA. The record is from the annotation of a GenBank genome assembly. NCBI's taxonomy places the organism in Eukaryota, Metazoa, Nematoda, Chromadorea, Rhabditida, Gongylonematidae.